GGACGCUUCUUCCCACGGAAAGAAAGACCUUUCAGCCCAGGCUGGAGAUGAACAGCCUGUCAUGUCAAUUCUGAAUGCCAGUACUCUCUCACACCCUGCUGCCUUCCUCUUGGUUGGGAUCCCGGGCCUGGAGGCCACCCAGUUCUGGAUUGCCUUCCCUUUCUGCAUUAUGUAUGCCAUUGCUGUGGUGGGAAACAUCAUCGUCUUCUUCAUUAUAAAGACAGAACCAUGUUUGCAUGAGCCCAUGUACCUUUUCCUGGCCAUGCUGGCUAUCAACGAUGUGGUCCUGUCCACCUCUACCCUGCCCAAAAUGCUGGGUGUCUUGUGGCUGGACUCCAGAGAAAUUGGUUUCCACGCCUGCCUCACUCAGAUGUUCUUUGUCCAUGCCUUCUCAUCGGUGGAAUCGGGCAUUCUCAUGGCCAUGGCGCUGGACCGCUACAUUGCUAUAUGCUACCCUCUCCGGCACUCCAGCAUCCUCUCCAUCCCCAUGACCAAGACAAUAGGCAGCCUCGUGCUGACACGUGGGAUCCUCUUGAUAAGCCCCUUCUGCAUCCUCGCCAGCCGGCUUCCCUUCUGCGGGCACCGCCUUAUCUCCCACUCGUACUGCGAGCACAUGGCCGUGGUAAAGCUGGUGUGUGGGAAUGUCAGAGCGAACAUCAUAUAUGGCCUAUUUGUGGCUUUCAUGGUGGUGGGCUUUGAUGUGCUUGUGAUCUCUGUGUCCUAUGCCAUGAUCUUGCGGACAGUCAUGAGGCUCCCAUCCACCGAGGCCCGUCUCAAAGCCGUCAGCACCUGUGCUUCCCACACCUGUGUCAUCCUAGCGUUCUACGUCCCAGCCCUCUUCACCUUCCUCACCCACCGAUUUGGCCACCACAUCCCACACCACCUUCACAUCAUGGUGGCUAAUCUCUAUCUCCUGGUACCCCCCAUGCUGAACCCCAUUGUGUAUGGGAUAAGAACCAGGCAGAUCCAGGGCCGGGUGAUCCGUCUGUUGCAUCUGAGAGGGAUUUGAGCCAGGCUGGAGGGUCUUGCAGAUGGGGUGCUGACGUCUGUAGUCACCGCAGUGUCUGCGUGCCACUGUUGUGUUCUCUGUUUCAGGAGAAACUCCUUGUCUAUGUAUGGAAUUCCCCCGGGCCAUUGUACAACGGAGCUCUUUAAAACUGUUCUUUCCAAUUUAAAAGUGACCAUUUGAUGGGUCAAACCAUAGGUCCACAUGGCCCAGUGCAUUUCCCAUCUAGCCCAGUGGCAGAUUAUGGCUGCUGAAGAGAGGCCAAACAAGGCAUAGCCAGAGCUUUCCACUCUAUGCCUCGCUCCCAUUGCAGAGGUUUAGGGCAAUUGUAUUCAGAGGCUGCACCCUAUGGGAUUUAGUACCUGGAACUGUUCUAAUCAGUGAGUGGCGAUGCAUAGGGGAUGCACGGGGUGCACGUGCACCUCCUGAGAUCAUCGGUGCACCCCCUGACUGGCUGCAGGGGUUUCCCUGGGCAGCAAGAUACUCCACGGGGAGGAUCCUCCUGCCCCUGGGCAGUGAGAUUGGCUGCAGGGGUA
Molecule: messenger RNA, 1542 nt
Organism: Alligator mississippiensis (American alligator)
Lineage: Eukaryota; Metazoa; Chordata; Crocodylia; Alligatoridae
Product: olfactory receptor 52R1-like
Exons: 1
Coding region: 62-1009 (315 amino acids)
Biological process (GO): G protein-coupled receptor signaling pathway
Cellular component (GO): membrane
Molecular function (GO): G protein-coupled receptor activity; olfactory receptor activity
Source: RefSeq, a predicted model, not a curated record